CUAAAAAUAAAACAACUUUCCGAGUCACCUACGGGCUAUUAAUAAGUCUUUUCGUUUAGUUUUUCCACGUUCUACAACGCACUUUAAGUUGUCCAAAAAUGUCGGUGAACGCGGAAAAUCAAACAACCCCGGAAGUUGUAAAUAAGCCGGCCGAAAACGAACAAAAUGAGGCCACAGCGGUUGUAGAAAAUGUAACUGACGAAAACCGCUCGAAAAACGAGGACCCAAAAACCGCCCAGUUGGAAAACGAAAUCAAACAAAAAGACGCCAUUUUGUUAACGCUUAAAACCCGCGUUGCUCAGCUCGAAAAAGACGUAGCCGAGGGACAAAAAUUCAAAGCUCAACACUUGAAAGAGGCAGAGGAAGUGGCGCUUUUGAAAGCCAAGUCCGAAGACACUCUAACCAGAGCCAAAGAUAUUAUUUUUGAAAAAACCAAAGUCAUAAAGAAUCAGGAGCUGCAAAUCGAGGCUUUGAACCAACAAAUUGACUCUUUGAAAGAAGUCGUUUCCAUAACGAAGGACCUUUUGGAGAUUAGAAAUAUGGAAAUAAAGCAGCUUGAGACUAAAAUUGAGUGCAUGGACGGGAAGUAUAAAGCCGAGAAGGAACGAUACGACCUUAUGCACAAAAAAUUAGAGACUAUGAUACGGUUUAAUGGCGACUUGAAAAGGGAAUAUGAAACACAACUUUGCUUGUUUUCGGCUCUUCGUGAAAGGUAUAACGAACGGGAACUGGCGAGGGGGGUUCUUGACGACGCCAACAGGGCCCAGGGGGCGGCUAGGGCUAAUGCCGGUGCUGUUGCUAACGCUGCUCCUGGUGCUAAUGCCGAUCCUGGUGCUAAUGCUGCUCCUGGUGCUAAUGCUGCUCCUAGUGCUAAUGAUGGUGCUAGUGCUAAUGAUGGUGCUGGUGCUAGUACUAGUGCUAAUGGUGCAGCUCCAAGUAGUCAAGUCAACGGCGAAGUACCCAGUGACGAAAAAAACUAACUUGACGAAAACAUGUGAUAAAAAUAUAACUUGUUUAUUAACAUAUUGCUAUGGAAUAUACAAUGUAGAGAACUUAGAAAAAAUGUAGAUAAUGUACACUAUCAACAUUUUAUACACUGUGUGAACCAACAAAAAUACGUCACAAAUCAUUAAACGCAUAACCUAA
Messenger RNA from Zophobas morio, 1146 nucleotides. RefSeq lists its product as uncharacterized. Lineage: Eukaryota; Metazoa; Arthropoda; Insecta; Coleoptera; Tenebrionidae. The coding region runs from base 99 to 980 and encodes 293 amino acids. The transcript is spliced from 3 exons. The record is from RefSeq and is a predicted model, not a curated record.